Molecule: messenger RNA, 969 nt
Organism: Myotis myotis
Lineage: Eukaryota; Metazoa; Chordata; Mammalia; Chiroptera; Vespertilionidae
Product: olfactory receptor 1N2-like
Exons: 1
Coding region: 4-969 (321 amino acids)
Biological process (GO): G protein-coupled receptor signaling pathway
Cellular component (GO): membrane
Molecular function (GO): G protein-coupled receptor activity; olfactory receptor activity
Source: RefSeq, a predicted model, not a curated record
GGCAUGGACAGAAUUAACCAGUCCAGUGUCACCGAAUUCCUCCUCUUGGGUCUCUCUGAGAGCCCAGCGCAGCAGCCUCUCCUGUUUGACAUCUUCCUGGGCAUGUACCUGGUCACUGUUUUGGGGAACCUGCUCAUCAUCCUGGCCAUCAGCUUUGACCCUCACCUUCACACCCCCAUGUACUUCUUCCUGGCCAACCUCUCAUUUGCCGAUGCCUGCUUUUCUUCCACUACAAUCCCCAAGAUGCUGGUGAACAUCCAGACACAGAGUCAGACCAUAUCAUAUGGGGGUUGCUUGACCCAGAUGCAGUUUUUCAUGAUAUUCGGGGCACUGGACGACUUCCUCUUGGGGGUGAUGGCUUAUGAUCGCUAUGUGGCCAUCUGCAAGCCUCUGCACUACUCCACACUCAUGAGUCCUCUUGUGUGCGUGCUUUUCCUCAUGGCAUGCUGGGUCCUCACCAUCCUCGCUGCCCUCUUACACACCCUGCUUGUGGCUAGGCUUUCUUUCUGUGCAGGCAACACCAUCCAUCACUUCUACUGUGACAUAGUCCCUCUGCUGCAGCUCUCUUGCUCAGACACCAGCACCAACCAUGUAGCCUUGUUCACUGUGGCCUCCAUGAUACUUACUGGCCCUCUCUUCCUGAUUAUCUUGUCAUAUGCACACAUCAUCUCCUCUAUCCUCAGGGUCCCAUCUGCCUCUGGCAGGCAAAAGGCCUUCUCCACUUGUGGGUCCCACCUCACUGUGGUCUUCUUGUUCUAUGGCACAGCAAUCGGUGUCUAUCUGUGCCCGCCUUCGUCACACUCAGGGGGGAAGGACAAGGUUGCAGCUGUAUUUUACACAGUGGUGACUCCCAUGCUCAACCCCUUCAUUUACAGCCUCAGGAACAAUGACAUGAAGACUGCACUGAGAAGGCUUUUUGGACUUCACAACUGUCUUCCCAGGGACUCUAAUCUUGUAUCCGUAUUUUGA